Molecule: messenger RNA, 594 nt
Organism: Candida dubliniensis CD36
Lineage: Eukaryota; Fungi; Ascomycota; Pichiomycetes; Serinales; Debaryomycetaceae
Exons: 1
Coding region: 1-594 (197 amino acids)
Biological process (GO): fungal-type cell wall organization
Cellular component (GO): fungal-type cell wall
Molecular function (GO): structural constituent of cell wall
Source: RefSeq, a predicted model, not a curated record
AUGUAUCCAUGUAAUUUUUAUUUUUUUUUUUUUUUUUGCCCAGCAAUGAUCUUCUUAGUUUUAGUUUGCUUGUUUGUGCUUGUCAGAGGUGGAUUGGUUAAGAAUGAGGUUGAUAGUGUUGGGUAUCGGUUUAGUUUGGGUGUGGAGACAGGUAACUCUAUCUAUAAGGUGUUUGAGAUUGGUGAUGGCCAGUUAUUUCAUGGAAACACCACCGUGCAAUGUUUGACUGGGAAUAGCACGUACCAAACACCCGAUCCGUGUGGGAACUGUGAGCUGGCUGCAUAUUGCAAGGUUAGAAAGUCGCCACAAUACAUUGUGCUUACCUCGGGGGUGUUACGUAAUCAGAGAGGAGCUAUUGGAGAGAUUGUUGCCAACCACCAGUUUCAAUUUGAUUUGCCAUCGCAGCCAGAUGCGUUGUUUAAUAAAGGUUGGUCGAUUGUUUCGUGGAAUGGCAAACUGUUGCUUGCACUUAAUGGGGAUACUCAAUUCUGGCACUGUCAGGCUGGCACCAAUGGGUUGUACAAGUUGUAUAAUGCGUCGAUUGGCGGGCAGUGUUCGCCAGUGUAUAUUGUGGUGUUGCAGCAAGUUUGGUGA